AUGGAACAGGUUAAUAAUAUUGGAGCGAAAUCUCCCCACAAUGUUAGUGAACAAUUUAAUGGCGAAAAAGCUGAUAAUGGUUUUGUGAAGCCUAAACUACGUAUAAAAGUUCCACAAGCGCUUUCGUUGAAGAAUCAUAUUGUUGAUUACGAGGCUGUGGACAGCUUACACUCAAAACUUGAAGAAGAGACUACUUAUAUCUUUAAUACAGAGACCAAAGCUACCGGCAUCAAUGUGAACUUAAGACAAAAGCUUGCAUUCUUGGGAACGAUAGCAGGUUUAACAAGUUUCAAGCAUCCAGGAGUGUUGCAAACUUAG
Molecule: messenger RNA, 318 nt
Organism: Arctia plantaginis
Lineage: Eukaryota; Metazoa; Arthropoda; Insecta; Lepidoptera; Erebidae
Source: the annotation of a GenBank genome assembly